Lasiodiplodia theobromae is the source of this 2529-nucleotide messenger RNA. RefSeq names its product 3-hydroxyisobutyrate dehydrogenase. Bases 1 to 2529 code for a protein of 842 amino acids. The transcript is spliced from 8 exons. NCBI's taxonomy places the organism in Eukaryota, Fungi, Ascomycota, Dothideomycetes, Botryosphaeriales, Botryosphaeriaceae. The record is from RefSeq and is a predicted model, not a curated record.
AUGGCUGACGACAACGUUCCAAUACCCGACGCCUCCGAGGCACUCUUGCAGGCAGUCGAUGUACCUACAAAGUACGACCGCUUUCUAAGACCCAGCGACGGGAAGCUCGUUCCCUUGCUUGUGCAGAGCUUCGAAAACGGCCAGCCUCCAUCCGAGCAGAGAUCAUGGACACGUAUCGGCAAGCCUCAAAACCAGACCCCUCUUUUCGUGAGACUGAGCUAUUGGAUCUGGUCUCCAGCCUUGAAGGAUGGUGGUUCGGAAUGCAAAUACAGUGCUAAUACCAUCGGUCUGGUUCUCGCGAGAUGGUUGAUAUCGCUGCCGUUGUUGCUCCCAUUGCUGGGUAUUUUCCAAAUAUCCACGCGUGCACUCAAGCCUCAUAAACGCAAUGCCAACUAUGAUCCGGUGGCCACGAAGUCCGAGGAAGACCCUGACCAGCGAGCCGGCCAAGGAGGAGAUGGUGUGGGCACCGAGCGCACCAGAGACCAUUCUUCAUCAACGGAUCUCCAGUACCUCUUGGAUACUUUGCAGAAUGCUCAAGGUGCCGAUGAACGCGUCUUGCACCUCUCGGGAAUACCUGGCGCCACGAUAGACUGGACAUGUCUUGAUCCGGCUGCCUCUCAGGCAGUGGCCGGAAAAAGGGGCCGGAUUCUGGCAGUCUUGCUCAGCAUCAUCCCAGUUGUGGUUAUCUGCGCUCUCUACAUCCUCUUCAUUGCUGGGUGGAUCCCGCGAGAACAUUUCGAGAUACGCUUUUACAUCCUUUGCGGUGUUGGAGGACUCUUGAUGUGCCUUACAGCAUUUGUUGGUCUUGGUGCAACAUGGCUAGCCGUCGCUCCACCUGAUGGGGAUGCUCAGGAUCUGCGUCCGCGGCUUGUGGGAGUUGAAGGCCACGUCGAUAUUAGGACGAUCGAAAGCCACCUCUUCGGCUUUAAUCAUGGACGCCUGGCCGAGGUGGCUUCUUCUUCCAGGGAGCAAUACAGCGACGACGUUGCACAAUCACCCUCGGCUCAGGAAAGUGCCUCUGGGCAGACUGAAAGUGGCCUGGUAUUCACAUUGGUUGAUACAUAUACCAUGACCGUGUACAGGUUCGGCGCCGAGAGACCACCUGUAGCAGCGUUCAUAUGCGGGAAUGACGACAACCUAAAGACGGCGGUGCUGUGCUCCUACGACUGGCAUACCAACACGUUCUGUCGUGAAGCGGCUAUUAAAGUCGACAGCAUGACUUCGGAGCGCAGUCGUAUCAGAAAAGUCGACUUUAUUCUUCUACCCUUUAUGUGGUUUGUGUAUGGCAUGCCCUCUCUUGCAUAUUUGAAUUUCCAGCGCCCAAUGAAUAUCCUUUACAACGCUUCGUUUAUCUUGGCGCAAGUUCCCGCAUACUUCCUUUUGCGUCGUGCGCAUAUCGGCCAAGCAAUUUCUGUUCCAAUCUGGCUGAAAGGCGCGGCGAAUUUGUUCAUCAUUAUCCCGCCACACCAUCUAGGCUACGCCUUAGCGUUGUUCGCUGUCGAAGGUGCUGUUGACGGCGUCAUAUUCCUGGCCUUCGUCGUCAUUACGUGCUCGUGGUACACACCGCGUGAAUUGCUCAUCAGGAUCCUCGUCUGGACGUCAGGCCGGCACCUGUUGUAUAUGAUCCCUGUGCACAGGUUGCUGUAUCGUGACGUCGAUCCCGACAUGGCACCGAUUUCGAGCCCGCUUCCCGUUGUCUGUGUUCUCCUUGCUACAUAUGCCUUCCACUAUGUCGGUGCAUUCCUCCCUCCGAGCGCCAGUAAUGAGAUGGAAAAUCAAGAAUGUACAGAGUACCCCUACAUCCCCGAUCCAAGCGGCACAUACUUACCACUACAGGCUGUCAAAAUCUUCAAGGAUAUUCAGCUAUGGCUGAUGUUCUUGCUCUCAGCGCUGAACAAGAUGCUCAACCUCUUUUCUCUUAUGCCGGUUACCUCAGCUGCCUUGAUCAACAUAUGCGUUGUCGCCUUUGCAUGCAUCAUACUUUCCAGACUGCGAGUCCCACUUAGUAAGACCUCCACCUCCUCCCUCCUCUUUCUCUUCCCCACCGAGAAAAUCGCCAUCGCCAUCCUCUUCCUCAUUCUCUUCGCUACCAGUACAUUCGUCACGCUUAGGCACUACACGCCAUCCUGGUUCUUUUAUUACCUUAUCAGCAACCGCCCUCUAGCAUUCCUUCUCUUCGCCCUCUCCAAUCUCGGAACCCUCAUUCAACCCCUCAUCUGGACCCUCAUCUGCGUCAACACGCCCAACGCGGACCGCCGACUGGCAACUCUGUGCGCGUCAUUCGCCGGAUAUGCGCUAAGCCUGAUCUUGCUAAAUGCGGGGCUCGGCCAGCUGAUCGGGUUGUUCGACGGGUCGUGGACGUAUGUGGUGGUUGCGGUGGUGGAGCUGGGGCUGUGGGUGGCGUUGGGGGCGUGGUAUGUGCGGAAGAACAGGAUGAAAGCGAGGGGCGUGCAGCGGGCGGAAGGAGAGGAGGACGAGGACGAGGACGAGGGUGAAGGUACGGAACGAGCGUUUCGGUACUCGUACUGA